This is a messenger RNA of Arctia plantaginis, 1656 nucleotides long. The record is from the annotation of a GenBank genome assembly. Lineage: Eukaryota; Metazoa; Arthropoda; Insecta; Lepidoptera; Erebidae.
AUGGAUAGUAUCGACAGUAACAGCGAUGGUGAUGGCCCACCUACUCCAAAAAAACAAAAGGCUCAGGCAGGUAAGAAGCAGAAAAGUAAAUAUAAACAGAAAUUUCGAUCUGAAUGGUUAACCAACAAGGACUUCUCAUCUUGGUUAAGUGAGCACCCAACUGAUCCUCUUAAAGCUACGUGCACCUUAUGUGCCAUCAUAAUGACGGCUGAGAUAAGUGUCUUAAAACGACACAAAGAGGGUACAAAACACAAAGAUAAAAUUAAAGGGAUCAGUCAACAACCUUCAAUUUCAAACCUUUUUGAUAAAACAAAAAUGCAGUCCGCCGAUAGGAAAGUCAAACGAGCUGAGAUAAAGUUGGCGGCAUUUAUGGCAGAGCACAAAAUUUCACACGCUGUUAUGCAUCAUUUGAACGAUUUACUUCCUGACAUUUUCCCAGACUCCAGCAUAGCGACAAACUUAAAAAUGAAGCACAGUAAAUUACAAGUGGUGAUCACGAAUGUCUUGGGUGUAAGUGAAAAAGAGUCCAUCGUAUCUUAUUUGAAAUGCCAGAAAGUUUCAGUUUUAGUAGAUGAAAGUACAGACAUAGGUGUGGUCAAAACAAUGUGCGUUGUUGUGCAUUAUUACGACUCGGAAAUUGGACGAGUUGUUAGUCGUUUUUGGGAUCUCAUCCAACUAUUUGAAGAAUCUACAGCGGACCACAGUGCCAAUGCAGAAUACCUUUUUAAUGCAAUCGUAAAAGCUUUCGAAGAUCAAAACGUACCACUUCAAAAUGUAAUAGGUUUUGGCUCGGAUGGUUGUAAUACAAUGAUGGGCAUUCGCAACUCAGUUUGUUCUAGGUUUCGACAAUCAUGUCCAGGUAUUGCAAUUAUCAAAUGCAUCUGCCACUCGCUACACCUGUGUGCUAGUGAUGCCGCUAAAGAAAUACCUUCAGAAUGUGAACAACUGGCACGCGACGUUUACAAUCAUUUUUACAAAUCGAGCAGCAAACGCCAAAGUCAGUUUAAGGCUUUUCAAAAUUUCGUCGAGGUUGAUGUACACAAAAUACUACGUCCAGCUCAAACAGGAUGGCUAUCGCUAUCAUCGGUUGUAGACAGAUUGCUGGAACAAUGGGACGCACUACGUCUCUAUUUCGACAAAAUGUACACUAAAAUGAGAGACUUAUAUAGAAAUCUGAUCAAACUUGUGAUGCAGCCGGAGUGCAUGCUCGAUGACAAGCUCGACAAAAUUGAUCCUACCAACGAAAAUCUUUAUCUGAAUCUCGAUGACAUAUAUCUUGGUCUCGGCGUCCGCAAACAACUAUCGCUACCUGAAGUGGCAAAUAAUGAAAAUGACAAAAAUCAGAAUCCAGAAGCUUGUCUAUCACUGCUAUCACACGAAAGACCCACCACCUUGGCCCCUCUUUUCACGAUGUUGCCAAGAAUAGCUCCCAAAUCGUUACAGGAACAGCAGGAUUUAGAUGACCAAUGGAGAUGUUUGCCAUCAUACAAACAGAACACACUGGAUGCCAAUGAGCCUUCAGAUAUAUUUUGGCAUCAGGUUGCCCAACUACAAAACAAAGAUGGAAAAAACCAUUUUCAACCUUGUCCAACUUCAUGCUGCAAAUUUUAUGCCUACCACACUCUAAUGCUGACUGCGAAAGAGUUUUCAGCCUAA